This is a messenger RNA of Pocillopora damicornis (cauliflower coral), 1723 nucleotides long. RefSeq lists its product as uncharacterized. NCBI's taxonomy places the organism in Eukaryota, Metazoa, Cnidaria, Anthozoa, Scleractinia, Pocilloporidae. Gene Ontology annotation, molecular function: ATP binding; protein kinase activity. The record is from RefSeq and is a predicted model, not a curated record. Gene Ontology annotation, biological process: protein phosphorylation; necroptotic signaling pathway.
GGGGGGAGUGGGUGGGGGGAGUAGGGGAAUCCCCUGCUUCAAUUUUUUUUCCCACCUCUUUCAUGGUCAAUAUGUUUCUACAAACUACAACCCACAUUCUAAAAUUGGGUUCGUAGAUAUGUCAACUGCUGGGAAUCUGAAAUGUGGAGAUGUUUCAUGAGUAGAAUAACAUCUGCAAACCCAAACCCCAAAUUUUUAGAGACUGCUUUGUCCUACAUAUUGAUAGUCAGUGAUUUAAUGGAAAAAUUACAGAUUGAAAACCUGGUUAUAUUUAAUGAGGGUAAAUCUUUCCUGGUUUUUUUUUUUUUUUUUUGGUCGUCCUUAAAUCUGCAUAAUAUGGGAACUUGUCCAUAGGAUUGUGGGUGAUUCAUUUUGAAUGCAAUAGACAAUGGAAUAAUCCAGAAGGAUUGGAAUCUGUGUCUCCAGAACCCCUGGUUUGAUAUUGGAAAUUCUGUCUCAUAAGUCUUGUAAAAUUGUGAAGACCUAGUUUCUAUCUAACACUUGAUACUGAGGUUGUAGAUCAAUUGGUGAAUAUUUUUCAAGUACCAUGAACUCUUUCUAGAAAAGUGGACUCUCCUGGGUAUUAUUGAUUUCUGCUAACCAUUGCCUUGUCAACUUCUCCUCUGUAGUUUGUGAACAGUUGCAAGGGUUUGUUUAUCUUUGAGUGACAUAUCAGUACAAGCUGAAAAUCAGGAUACAGAUAUACAGUACAAACCCACAAUGCCUAGAGGUUGGCGUGACAUGAACAAACCCGACACAUCAGAUUCUCAAAGGGGACGACCAAGACGACCUUCUUGGAGGAGAAAGUCAAGGGAAACAGAAUCUUCUCUUCCUUCAGCUUCUUCUCCAGACAAAUUCUAUGAGGGAAGAAUUGGUGACAUUGCAAAUGAGAAACUAGAUGUACAAGCUCCAUCAAACUUAACAGGGACCCUUGACGUAAAUGAAAUCUCCAGCACAUAUUCACCAGUUGAUCUACAAAUAGAAACUUCACAGAGAUCGAGUAGUCUUGAUGGUAUCACUUCACUCGUAACCAGUGGUUCCUCAAACUCUGGAAGUAAAGCACUCAGCCCAAGUAGUCCAAAACCACUGGGGCUUCUUCCACUAUUAGCAGGGUCACCUAGUAAUGUGGCAGGGUCUGUGGCACUACCAUCAACUACACCACAGUGGAUGCAGUUUUUAGGUGAUCAAAAGUUCAGCAGAAAGGAACAAGAUUUGAGCUUAGAUGCUUCCUCUGGACAUCAGCAUUUAGAUGAAAAAUUUCAAUUUGAGAAAAGUAAAUGGGAGGAAGAAAGAAAUGACCUUGUAACAGAGCUAGAGGGCCUUCAAGAGGAACUUGAGAACACAAAGCAAGCAAAAGAAAAAGCUGAACAAAGAAUUGCCUGCUUGGAGGGAGAAUUGAGAAUCAAAGAUGAACAUGUGAAUGAGCUGGAACAAACUUUAUCCACAAUUCAACAAACACUGGAUGAGUGCAAACAAAAAGUGUCCCGUGAUUGGGUUAUAUCACGGGAUGAGAUUCUCAUGACAGAUACCUGUCUUGGCGUGGGUGGGUGGGGCACAGUCCUGAUGGGAAAAUUUAGAGGCUGCAAAGUGGCUGUGAAGCAGAUCCAUGAAUUGAUACUUUCUCCGCAUAACAGACGUUUGUUUGAGCGGGAAAUGAACAUUGCAUCAAGGUGCCGCCAUCCUUGCUUGCUACAAUUCAUUGGGGCUACAAAUGAUGAAGGGA